GAAUACUCACAGACGCCAGUUUAUCUCUCACUACCGUCCACGAGAGGCGUUCACGACUUAAUUUUUAUACCAAAAAUAUUUUUCUAAACCUCAAAAUGUUCAGAUUUUUGAUUCUUGCGUUUGUUGCGACGGCGUUCGCUGAUACUCAUGAUGGACCCUGUCCUGAGGUCAAGCCGGUUGAAAACUUCAACUUAACUGCUUACCAAGGCGUCUGGUAUGAAAUUUCAAAGUUACCCAUCGCGUCAGAAGGCAAAGGCAAGUGCGGUCAGGCUGAGUACACCCUGAAUGGUGACGAGGUCAAGGUCAAAAACUCACACGUCCUCGAUGGAGAGCAGAAGUUUAUUGAGGGCACCGCCAAGUUUGCUGCUGAUGCCAACAACGCUGCCAAGCUCCUCGUGUCCUUUAAAUUCGGAGAAAUCGUAUCCGAGUCUGGUCUGCAGAUCCUGACGACUGACUACCACAGCUACUCUAUUGCUUACAACUGCAAGUACGAUGAGAAGACCAAGACUCACAAUGAGCAAGCCUGGAUUCUCUCAAGGUCCAAAUCCUUGGAGGGCGAAGCAAAGACCACCGUUGAUGCGUUCCUGAAAGAACACUCCAAGGUCAUUGACUCCACCAAACUGGUUAAAACCGACUUCUCCGAAGAGGCUUGCAAGUUUACCGGCUCCAGCGUCAUGACAGAACAAACUGCCAAGCCUUGAAUUUUUGAAUUUCGAAGAUUAUUUUAAAAUAGGAACGCAAAGCUAUGGUGAGAACCUUGUUUUUGAACACCAGUACUGAUGCUUUUUGACUGUAGACUUUCGGCCGUUUUCAAUAUUUUAUCUAUCGGUUGAUUAUGCUUACUAGGGAUAGAAAUUCAAAUCAAAUUCCUAUCUUUAUUAAGAAAAUCGGCAGAUAGAUAAUUGGGAUCGGACUUUUUUUUCUAUAUAGUUGAUCUUAAUAUGUAUCUCUUAUGUUUAUUUUGUUGAAAUUGUGAGUAUUGAUGUUUGAAGUUAAGGUUCGUUUUUUCAUAAUUGAUUUGACGUCAAGUUUUAGAGAAUUUGAUGAUGCGAAAUGCUCUCGAAUAAUUUUUACACAUAGUGCAAAAUAACUUAUAACAGUAUAUCUUCAGAAUUUCUAUAAUUUGACGUUAAAUUAGAUUCAGCUUUUAAAAAUAUUACGAAAUAAUAAUGAGUGUAAUGUUUUUAAAUUCAAAUGCCUCUCGAUCAUAGCGAUGUAUAUAGAAAAUUCUAAUAUUUUAGUCCUUAAGAUUGAUUGAUGAACUAAUUCGAAGUAAUUAGUGUGUCCAAAAAAUCCAUAAAAAACGAUCAUUUUUGUAUAAAAAUGUGAAAUAAUGAACAAUACAUAGCUAUAUCUGCUUAAUCCAAAGUUGUUUUUAUAUAUUUAUUCUGAUAACAAUCACUAAUACUUAUAUUAAUCACCAGUUAAUGUCUAAUCACCAAUAAUACCAUUGUAAUAAAAAUAUAGAACAGAACAUAGCUUAGGACUAUUUAUUGGAUAAUAAACUUUUAUACGAAA
Messenger RNA from Helicoverpa armigera (cotton bollworm), 1518 nucleotides. Its product is annotated as bilin-binding protein. Gene Ontology annotation, cellular component: cytoplasm. Bases 96 to 701 code for a protein of 201 amino acids. Lineage: Eukaryota; Metazoa; Arthropoda; Insecta; Lepidoptera; Noctuidae. Gene Ontology annotation, biological process: response to reactive oxygen species; lipid metabolic process. The transcript has 4 exons. The record is from RefSeq and is a predicted model, not a curated record. Gene Ontology annotation, molecular function: pigment binding.